CUGCCAUAACGAGAAGGUAAUCAGUGGUGAUCUUCUUCCCAAUUACCUUGCAAGAAAAAUACGACUAGCUACUUGUAUUUAAGUUGGAGAUAAUGUCACGUCAGCAUCUUUAUUUAGGUUGGUCUGACUGGCAGAUCGUCAUAUCCCACUCCUAACAUUCACCAUCGCCCAACUGGGUUUUGACGGCUAUGUCUUUUCUUCGGCUUCCUGGGAAGGCCAUAUUUCUGACAAAUAACAGAAGAAUUGUUUGUUCAGGUUCAGUUUCGACUAAUCUGUGCAGAAACAAGCAAACCCUGAGAAUAAUUGUGCAGCUGUGGCUUAGAGAAUUUGAGAAGUGAAGAUCAAAACUUUUAAGUUCUCUGUUAAAAUUAAGGAAAAGCUUGUGCAAGAUUAAGGCGGAAGUAAGGGAGAAUUUACAAUUAUAGCAUGGGCGAUUGUCCAAGCCCAUCGGAGAAGGAGCAAAGCUCAGCCAGGUUAACUUCUUCAUUUUUAUAUUCAUGCAAGGCCAAUACCUCAGAUUCUUCUCAAAGUGGAUAUUCAAGUCUUGUAAUUGAUAAUACAUCACAAAACUCUGAUACUGAUAACGAAAAGACUGAUGCUCAUAAUUCAGAGGCGGAUCGCAUGAAUAUUGUGCGUCACUGGUCUACUGAACAAGUCGGAAUGUGGUUUCAAAAAAGUGUUCCUUUUGAAAGAAACCGAAUGGAGGAAUAUCUGCAGAUUUUCCAAAAGGAAGAUAUAGAUGGUCAAUCCCUUCUUACUCUCAAGAGAAACCAUCGUGCUUGCUUUGGUAUGACUGACUUUGAAUGGCUAUUACUGAAGGAGGCAAGGAAGAGGUUAUUGGAUGGAUCUGAAAAAUCUGGGGGCAUUUUAGAACACCUUGGAACAUCACCUACAGCUACUGACAUUGAAAAUGUCUUAUUUUCAUCGUCAGCGUUGUCACACUCAUCAAGGUCUAAUGGUUCGUUGUGGACAGGAAGCUUUUGGAAGUUGCUGAGCAUUCCAAAAUUUAAUUGGGCAUCUGAUGUUUCUAAAGAAGAUCAGAUUGAGUUACUUUCAAAAGAAGUAGAAUCUCUUCGAGGAGAGAUUGCUAGUGCUGAUGAGCGAGAAACAAAUCUCAAUGCCCAGUUGGAGCAUCUUGAUGAAGUGCUUAGAUGUGCUCAACUUGCAGGUUACUUGUACACUAGAACGAGAUGGAUGGCUCUGCCAGGAGAGCCUCCAAUAGAUGAUACAGAGGUUGAUGAUUGGAUACAAAGAUUUGUAGUUCUUCAAGGAUCAUGCAUUUUCUUCUACCUUCGUUCAACAGAUAUAAGCCCACAAGAUUCAAUUCUUUUGGAAGAAAUUGUUGAAGCUGGACGUUUACCAAGUCAUAAAGAACAAGAUGGUGAUGAAAACUGGUUUUCCUUCUACAUUACAUCUUGCCAUGGAAUGCGUUUCGAAUGUUCUACUCAGUAUAAGUUUCAGGUUGACACUUGGCUAGCAGCUAUUGGAGUUGGUGUAAAACACAGAUUCUCAUUCCAGGACUCAACAAAAUUGUAAUGUUAUUGUUAUUUAACGAUUCAUAUUUUUUUAUGUAUGUAAUAUAAUGUAAUCAAUCGCAUAAGAGAAUAAAUUCCAAUGCAUGCUUGAAACCCAAGUUUAUUUUGCUGGUAAAUUCUUGUAUGAUGCAUAUGAAGUUCCCUAGAGGUUAGGUUCCUAGGGUUCCCUGUAAAUAAUGGUGGUGUCAAUUAUUACAUAUGUAUUUUAUAUGCUUACUAGCAAUCGAUAUAAAAUUAACGAAUAUCAAAUCAUUAAGAAUGUAUGGACCUUA
Messenger RNA from Cryptomeria japonica (Japanese cedar), 1807 nucleotides. RefSeq lists its product as uncharacterized. The transcript has 10 exons. Gene Ontology annotation, molecular function: protein binding. Bases 427 to 1536 code for a protein of 369 amino acids. The record is from RefSeq and is a predicted model, not a curated record. Lineage: Eukaryota; Viridiplantae; Streptophyta; Pinopsida; Cupressales; Cupressaceae.